Funneliformis geosporum is the source of this 282-nucleotide messenger RNA. NCBI's taxonomy places the organism in Eukaryota, Fungi, Glomeromycota, Glomeromycetes, Glomerales, Glomeraceae. The record is from the annotation of a GenBank genome assembly.
UGAGCUUGAUUGCAUAGCCUAUACAAAUACUGUAGAGGCUGGAAUAUCAUUUGAAGUUACAGGCUACUUCAAUAUAGUUAUAGCUAUUACAAAUAUCGCCACUCCAGUUCAUGUUGAGAAAAAUUCUAAUGAACUUUUUCGUCCACCAGGUCGUGAAAAUAUUCAGCAGAAUUUGCAAAGACAAGGAUACGAUGAAGAUAGUGCAAUAAAAGGUUUAGUUACUAAAGACUUUGCACAGUGGGAGGAUAUCUGUUUUAAAGCUGGAAAUAAUUUAAAAAAUCU